Molecule: messenger RNA, 901 nt
Organism: Malaclemys terrapin pileata
Lineage: Eukaryota; Metazoa; Chordata; Testudines; Emydidae
Gene: ABHD1
Product: abhydrolase domain containing 1
Exons: 6
Coding region: 1-885 (294 amino acids)
Biological process (GO): medium-chain fatty acid catabolic process; medium-chain fatty acid biosynthetic process
Molecular function (GO): monoacylglycerol lipase activity; acetylesterase activity
Source: RefSeq, a predicted model, not a curated record
AUGGCUGCCGGCCGGGGCGAGGGCUGCCGGAAGCUGCCGGACUCAGGGGGCUGCAGGAUGCGCGGGGCGCUGGGGUCCCUGCCCGAGCUGCUGCUCCGGGGCUGGGGGGAGCCGCUGCCGCUGCUGCUGGCCGCCAGCGCCGCCUUCCUGUGCUACUACUGGGUGCGCGUCCCGCAGACCCCCAGAGCCUUCUGCGCAAGCAACACGGAGGACCUGCAGACCGUGGUCACCCACAUCAAGGCCCAGCACCCGCGGGCGCCGCUCCUGGCUGUGGGUGUCUCGCUAGGCGGGAUCCUGGUGCUGAAGUACCUGGCGCAGCGGGGACACGACACGGGGCUGGUGGCCGCCAUGACCUUGUCCGUCCCCUGGGACACCGAGGAAUCCAGCCGCUCGCUGGAGCAGCCACUCAACUUCCUGCUAUUCAACCAGCGCCUGACAGCCAACCUGCGCCACCUCGUCAGCCGGCACAGGAAGGUGAUUGCAGAGAAGGUGGAUGUGGAGCCUGUACUGCAGGCGCGCAGCAUCCGGGAGUUUGACGAGCGCUACACGGCCGUGGUGUUCGGCUACGGGACGUGUGCCGAGUACUACCAGGACGCCAGCCCCUCGCACUUGGUCCAUGCCGUGCGCCUGCCCGUGCUCUGCCUCAACGCGGCGGAUGACCCCUUCUCGCCGCUGCAGGCCAUCCCCCUGGCCACGGCACGGCGCCUCCCCACACUGGCGGUGCUGGUGACGGCUCGCGGCGGGCACAUCGGCUUCCUGGAGGGGCUCUUCCCCCGGCACGAGAGCUACAUGGACCGCGUCUUCGCCCAGUUCCUCACCGCCGCCUUCGAGCACAGCCAGGAGCUGAGCCGCAGCCUGGGAACCGAGUGUCCAGCCCCCCAAUAAACCUCCUGCCCGGCUA